CUUUCAAAAGCUCUUGACCAACAAAAACAUCCAUCAAUCGAACCAAUCUUGACCAUUCAGCCCCAUUGGACCCAUUCCAUCCACAUGUGAAGCACUACAGUACAGUACAACACAUGAUGACAUGAACGUGUGAUAUGUCCCAUACAUACUUACAUACAUACAUAUACACACAUGAUACAUGAUUGUUAAGAUUUAUUUACACUACAAAUAAGGUAGGGUUUGGGAGGCAGAGGCCAGAGAAGUUAAAAGUAGAAAGAUUUACUUACAGCAGAGAGAGAGAGUGAGCAGCAGAAGAAACAGAGAUUCCAAAAUCUGGUGAGGUGUUAGCAUCUCCUUUGCCUUUGGGUGGUGUGUGCCUCUCCACUCUUCCACCACUCCUCUCUCUCUAUUAACAUUACCCUCCACAUCUCCCCUAUUCCUCUCUCUACGCUCACUCAAUUUCCCCCGGAAGCAAAAAAACAAUGACCGACAGAGUUUUCCCCGCCUCAAAGCCUGCCACCAACGGCGCAGUCGCCGCCGCUAACGGUAAUGGCGCCGCAACCAAUCCAGCACCAGCCAAAUCUCAUCUCUACAAUCCCACUUCCCGGGCACCCUAUCGGCCUCAGCCACAUCACCGCCGCCAUCGCCGCAGCGGGCGGAGCUUCUGUUGCUGCUGCUGUUUCUGGACAAUUCUAAUUGUCCUAAUCCUUGCCCUGAUUGUCUCAGUUUGCGGUAUUGCGCUCUACAUCCUAUACCGACCUCACCGCCCUGAGUUCUCCGUCCCAUUCCUCCGCAUCCACCGCCUCAACCUUACCACCGCCUCAGACUCAUCCUCUUCUCACCUCUCCACUCUCCUAAACAUGACUAUCUUCAUCAAAAACCCGAACUCCCAUAUUACCUUCUUCUACGACCCGUUUGUUCUUACAGCUCUGUCUGACUCUAAUGAUGUUCAGCUCGGAAACGGGUCGCUACCCGGGUUCACUUUACAGAAGAAGAACGAGACGACUUUCAAAGGGGUUUUGAUUUCCGGGUCGAAUGAAUUGGAUGCGGAGUCGGUUACAGCAUUGAGAUCGGAUCUGAGGAAGAAAAACGGAGUUGGAUUGAUGAUCCAAAUGGAUACUAAAGUGAAAGUGAAGAUUGGUGGGUUUAAGGCCAAGAAAAUUGGGAUCCGGGUCAAGUGUGAUAAGAUUAAAGGGGUUGUACCGAAAGGUAAGACACCGUCGGUGGCGGUUACUACCAAGUCCAAGUGCAAGGUUGAUCUGAGAAUCAAGAUCUGGAAAUGGACUUUCUGAUUAAAUACUCUCUGUAUUUUUUUGAAUAUGUAAACUUUUGAUAAAUGGAUCAAUGGGUUUGAGAAGCUGAGUUGCAAUGGUGAGGAUCUUCAGGGGAAGAGAGAGAUUAUAAAUUUUUAUUUUUAUUUUCUUUUGAUGUAUACUUUUGUUGUUGAAUUAUUAGUAAGUUUUUCCAUGGA
This is a messenger RNA of Tripterygium wilfordii, 1450 nucleotides long. RefSeq names its product NDR1/HIN1-like protein 13. Gene Ontology annotation, cellular component: plasma membrane. The transcript has a single exon. NCBI's taxonomy places the organism in Eukaryota, Viridiplantae, Streptophyta, Magnoliopsida, Celastrales, Celastraceae. The record is from RefSeq and is a predicted model, not a curated record. The coding region runs from base 462 to 1271 and encodes 269 amino acids.